Messenger RNA from Chenopodium quinoa (quinoa), 2302 nucleotides. Its product is annotated as RNA polymerase sigma factor sigA-like. Gene Ontology annotation, molecular function: DNA-binding transcription factor activity. The record is from RefSeq and is a predicted model, not a curated record. The transcript has 10 exons. Bases 410 to 1915 code for a protein of 501 amino acids. Gene Ontology annotation, biological process: DNA-templated transcription initiation; regulation of DNA-templated transcription. NCBI's taxonomy places the organism in Eukaryota, Viridiplantae, Streptophyta, Magnoliopsida, Caryophyllales, Amaranthaceae.
AAAAUUACUUUAAAAUUAAAAAUAAAACAACAUUUUCCAUUCCAGUCGCACACUAGAAGGUACAUUUGUGUAUUAAGUUGAUAAACUCAUUUUAUCCCCCACACAAACCUUUGAUACCCCAUAAACGUGGACAACCUCAACCACAGAAAAUAAAGAGAAAAUACAACAAAAAACACACAUAAAAUAAUCUCAAUCUUCUUCUUAUGCUCAAUAAACCGUUAUCAAACCAUUACUCUUACAUACACUCUCUCUCUUCUAUCUCUAAACUGUGGACACACUGUGAUUGAAUUUUGUUAAGCUUCCAAUUAACUGAAUCUUGAUACACUCUCAAAUACAAGGGGAAAUCCCUUGGAACAAAGUGAUUCACUUGAGCUUUUGAGUUGUGCAGUCCAUGUUCUGAUGGUGUUGCAUGUUCAGGCUUAAGAUGGCCACGGCUGCUGUCGUUGGGCUUAGUGCUGGCAAAGGGCUUUUGAGCUCCUCUUUCUAUUAUUCUGAUCUCACCGAAAGGCUCUCUUAUACUACUGGGGAACCGCAUCAGAUUUCUUCCUCAAAGAAUGUGAUUGUUGCAAAAGCUAAUUUUAAUCACCGAGGAUCAUCAGUCAAGGCUCUUAAAGAAUGUGUAGAUGGUGCUACAAUUCCUCCAAUUACCGAACCAUGGAUUUCAAGAUCUUCUCCUGUAGAAGAGGAGACUUUGGAUCCUGAAACUCCACUGGAAGCUCUCCUUUUGCUUCAAAAGUCUAUGCUUGAAAAGCAGUUGGAGUUAUCCUUUGAACGCACUGGUAUGAAUGAUGUGCUUAGGGAGAAUAAUUCUAAGGAAUCACGUGUCACAUCAUCAGGAACCCCAGCUCGAGUACGAAGGAUAAAUGCUAGGAAGAGAAGUCAGGGAAAGAAGAUAUCCACAAAAGAAAGCAAGAAAGAGAAGCCUCUAGUGACUACUGUAAGCCCUGAGCUUCUCCAAAAUCGUUCGAUAGGGUAUGUGAGAGGUAUGACAAAUGAUGUAUUGCUGACUCAUUCCCAAGUUGUGAAUUUAUCUCGAAAGAUUGAAGCUGGUCGAUCCUUGGAGGAGCAUAAAGCAAGAUUGAAAGAGAAACUAGGGUGUGAACCUUCUGAUGAGCAACUUGCGAAUUCCUUAAGGAUGAACCGUGCUGAAGUAAGAUCCAAACUAAUUGAGUGUUCGCUGGCCAGAGAAAAAUUGGCUAUGAGCAAUGUACGCUUGGUCAUGUCAAUUGCUCAAAAGUAUGAGAACAUGGGUGCUGACAUGGCUGACCUUGUACAGGGUGGAUUGAUUGGACUACUCCGUGGAAUUGAGAAGUUUGAUCCCUCCAAAGGGUUCAAAAUUUCAACAUAUGUUUACUGGUGGAUACGUCAAGGUGUUUCCAGAGCACUGGUGGAAAAUUCAAGAACUUUGAGGUUACCUACUCAUCUCCAUGAAAGACUAAGCUUAAUUCGCAGUGCAAAAAAUAAACUUGAAGAGAAAGGGAUAGAACCAUCAAUUGAUAGAAUUGCCGAAUCUUUAAACUUAACUCAUAAAAAAGUUCAGAAUGCUACAGAGGCUGUCAGAUCUGUCUUGUCACUGGACAGGGAAGCCUUCCCUUCUUUGAAUGGACUCCCAGGAGAGACUUAUCAUAGUUAUAUUGCGGAUAAUCGUCUCGAGAAUAACCCGUGGCACGGUGUAGAUGAAUGGACACUCAAGCAAGACGUAAGCAAUCUUAUAGACACCACACUCAGGCAACGAGAGAAAGCUAUAAUACGUCUUUAUUAUGGCCUGGAUGAAAAAUCUCUGACUUGGGAAGAAAUUAGCAAAAGGAUUGGUUUGUCAAGAGAAAGAGUCCGGCAGGUUGGAUUAGUCGCGUUGGAGAAACUAAAACUUGCUGCAAGAAAGAGAAGGAUGGAUGCCUUGUUGGUGAAACACUAGUAUGGCAUACGAUUUGUAGUCUAUUGUAGAUCUUAUUGACUGUAUAUAUAUGAAGUAUAUAACAGAAAUGAACAUCACAUUCACUUCUUACAGUAAGUUGAAGUUUUUCGUCAGGGGAGGCCUACACUUGAACACUUCCUAUUCUCAAGACAAUUUAUCCACUGUUUCUGAGAUUCAACAAGAUUGUUGUAUAAUGUAUAGUUGUAUGUAAGGGGGUCACUGCACAACUACUUAUGCCUUCUGUAUCAAUACAAGAUCUUUUUUCCUGAUACAAUAGAAGCAUAUUAUAUACUUGUAUGUUUUUCUUAAUACAUCUGUAUGAUUAUAUACAUUCUGUACUUUUCUUAUCUUGAUACAAAGAUGGUUGGAUACUUGUAUGUUUUUGCA